UGAUAAAAUUUAAUUUUUCUUACUUAUUUAAGUUUCUUUUUAUAUCCCUUUUACGAAAACUCUGAACAAUUUACGCAAAUUCUUCAUUUUUUUUGCACACUAGGAGGAAUACUCCCGCCAUAAAUUCUGUCAUGUCCAUAACCUCACUCCGCCCAGAAAUUACAAAACAAAUCGCGAAUUUCUUCCAGCCAUUAUUUUUUAUUGCUUUUCUCCGCAUUUUAUUCAGUUUCUUGCAUGCCGUGAGAGCGAUUUGUAGAGAUGAAGUAGUGCUCUUGCAACGUGUGAUGAGAUCGUGCGAAUUUGCAGUGAGUGAAAGUACUUAAGAUUGGGAGAAAGUUUCUCCACUGAAGCAGAAAAAAAUCUUCAAAGUGAUUUGUCCAAGGAGAUUCUAUCGCUCUCGAUUGCUAAAGAUAGUGUCCAGAACGUGCCCGAUAGCAAGUAGCAAUGGCAUACUUGCGGGAGUCACUGGAGAAGGGAAGUACAGUGCGUGGAGUGAAUCAGAAGGUGCCGGACAAGAUGGAGAAUAAAGUGAGCAAAGAGUCCAUUCCGGAAGUAGCGGCAACCCACAAAACCGUCUACGUGGUGUUCUUUUCGCUGCUGCUGGAUCUCCUGGCCUUCACGAUGAUCCUGCCACUCUUGCCAUCCCUCCUGGACUACUACAGACAGCACGAUACCCAGGGACUCUAUCACAGACUCUCACAGAGCAUCAAGUUCUUCCAGGAGACAGUGGGGGCUCCUGAGAAGUACAAUUCUGUGCUGUUUGGGGGCUUCCUGGGAUCCAUGUUCAGCUUUUUGCAAUUUGUAGCGAGUCCCAUUGUAGGGGCAUUUUCAGACGUUUACGGCAGGAAGAGGGUCAUGAUGAUUUGCAUGUGCGGGAUUACUCUCUCUUAUCUUCUUUGGGCUGUGUCGAGCAAUUUUGCCAUCUUUGUGAUUGCUCGUUUCGUGGGUGGCUUGAGCAAGGGAAAUAUUUCCCUGGCCAUGGCCAUUAUCACGGAUGUGUCCAACAGCAAGAGUCGUGGCAAAGGAAUGGCUCUUGUUGGCAUUGCUUUCUCGUUGGGCUUCAUUGUGGGCCCGAUGAUUGGGGCCAUUUUCUCAAAAUACUCAGAUAAGAGCAGUCCGGAUUGGUUCUGGCUUCCUGCUACUUUUGCCAUGUGUCUAGCACUUGCGGACAUUCUCUUCUUGGGAGUCUUCCUGCAGGAGACUCUGCCAAAAAAAAAGCGCGCCAAGAAAGUUCUCAUUUCUCUAUCGAGAGCCCUUGAGUACAUUAAUCCAACGUCACUCUUUAAAUUUGAUGCUGUGAAGAAUCUCUCGACGAAAGAUCUCGAGUCCCUCAAGAGACUGGGCUUCAUCUACUUUGUCUACCUAUUUAUCUACUCAGGACUGGAGUUUACAGUGACUUUUCUUAUGUAUCACAAAUUCGGUUUUACGUCCAUCGAUCAAGCUAAAGUAUUCCUGACCACGGGAAUUGUAAUGGCAUUGCUUCAGGGAUCCGUUGUCCGGCGACUUCCGGAGAGACUGACUAAGAAAUCGGCUGUUCUGGGACUCUACCUCAUCGUUCCAUCAUUCAUUGUUGUCGGCCUGGCUCAGACAGCUUCGACUCUCUACCUCGGGAUGAUUCUCUUUGCAAUCUCCACUGCAUUUGUAGUAACCUGCAUGACAACACUUACAUCGAAAUACGGAAACUUCGACCAGAAAGGAACGGUUUUGGGAAUCUUCAGAUCACUGGGAGCUCUGGCAAGAGCAUUGGGACCAAUCGUUGCUUCCAUGGCAUUUUGGAGCAUAGGCUCAUCAUUUACGUACAUAAUUGGCGGCAUUUGUCUGCUGUAUCCAUCACUUUUACUCCAAUUCACAGUAUUGUCCUAGUAUUACAACAAAUACUCUCUCCAACUUAAGAAAUGAAUUUGGUAUAUA
Messenger RNA from Phlebotomus papatasi, 1911 nucleotides. It is a transcript of the gene rtet, whose product is annotated as major facilitator superfamily domain-containing protein 10. The record is from RefSeq and is a predicted model, not a curated record. Bases 445 to 1863 code for a protein of 472 amino acids. Gene Ontology annotation, molecular function: transmembrane transporter activity. Gene Ontology annotation, cellular component: brush border membrane. Gene Ontology annotation, biological process: transmembrane transport. The transcript is spliced from 5 exons. Lineage: Eukaryota; Metazoa; Arthropoda; Insecta; Diptera; Psychodidae.